AUGUUUCCAAAAAACCUCUAUUCGGAUUCUGUUGUAUGGGUAUGCCGAAAGUUAAAGCUUGUUCGAAAUCAUCAAAGCCUCCAAACUACAAAUAUUCCAAAAUUUCCUCAAAAUCAAUAUCAGUUCGGUAAUACCCAACCAGCUGAACCUUCAACAGAAAAGAUAGAAGAAAAGGCUCGGAGAUGGCAACAAUUACAAUCAAAACGAUAUGGAGAAAAAAGAAAAUUUGGUUUCAUUGAACACGAGAAAGCUAAUAUGCCACCAGAGCAUAUUAGAAAAAUCAUCAAAGAUCACGGAGAUAUGUCUAGCAAAAAGUAUCGACAUGAUAAAAGAAUAUAUCUUGGUGCUUUAAAAUAUGUACCACAUGCAGUUUUAAAGUUGUUAGAGAAUAUGCCAAUGCCUUGGGAACAGGUUCGUGAAGUACCAGUAUUGUAUCAUAUAACUGGUGCAAUAACUUUCGUUAAUGAAAUACCUUGGGUUAUUGAACCAGUUUAUAUCGCUCAAUGGGGGACUAUGUGGAUUAUGAUGCGUCGAGAAAAACGUGAUAGACGACAUUUUAAACGUAUGCGUUUUCCACCAUUUGAUGACGAAGAACCUCCAUUAGAUUAUGGUGAUAAUAUUUUAGAUGUCGAACCACUAGAAGCAAUUCAAAUGGAACUGGAAGAUGAUGAAGAUGCACCCGUUUUUGAAUGGUUUUAUGAUCACCAUCCUCUUUUGGAUACAAAAUUUGUUAAUGGUCCAACAUAUCGACGUUGGAAAUUAAAUUUACCAAUAAUGUCAACUUUAUAUCGAUUAGCACAUCAAUUACUUUCUGAUCUUACAGAUUCAAAUUAUUUUUAUCUCUUUGAUAUAAAGUCAUUUUUCACAGCAAAAGCUCUUAAUGUUGCAAUUCCCGGUGGACCAAAAUUUGAACCUCUUUAUAGAGAUAUGGACACGGCUGAUGAUGAUUGGAAUGAAUUCAAUGACAUAAAUAAAAUUAUAAUUAGGCAACCUAUUCGUACGGAAUAUAAAAUUGCAUUUCCUUUCUUAUAUAAUUCUCUUCCACGAUCAGUUCAUGUAUCAUGGUAUCAUGAACCAACUGUUGUCUACAUUCAAAAUAUUUCGCCAUUUCUGGAAGAUUUCCCACUUUAUUCUGAUAAUACCGCUGAUGGAAUUGCGUUAUGGUGGGCGCCUCAUCCUUUCAACAAACGUAGUGGGAGAAUGCGUCGUGCUGAAGAUGUACCUUUAGUAAAAAAUUGGUAUCUUGAGCAUUGCCCAUCUGGACAACCAGUUAAAGUUCGUGUAUCUUAUCAAAAACUUAUAAAAUGUUUUGUAUUAAAUGCUUUAAAACAUCGGCCACCAAAAGCUUUGAAUAAAAAAUAUUUAUUCCGUCAAUUGAAAUCAACGAAAUUCUUCCAAACUACAGAGUUGGAUUGGGUUGAAGCUGGAUUACAAGUUUGUCGACAAGAACGUAAAAAAUCUCGAUUCGGAAAUGCAUUCCAUUUAUGUCGUGAAAUCUUACGGUUAACAAAAUUGGUCGUUGAUUCACAUGUGCAAUAUCGACUAGGUAACGUUGAUGCAUUUCAGUUAGCUGAUGGUUUACAAUAUAUAUUUGCGCACGUUGGACAAUUAACCGGAAUGUAUCGAUACAAAUAUCGUCUCAUGCGUCAAAUCAGAUUAUGUAAAGAUCUUAAACACCUUAUAUACUAUCGAUUUAAUACCGGGCCUGUCGGUAAAGGUCCGGGUUGUGGAUUUUGGGCUCCCGGAUGGCGUGUUUGGCUCUUUUUUAUGAGAGGAAUUGUUCCUCUCUUAGAACGCUGGCUUGGAAAUCUGUUGGCUCGUCAUUUUGAAGGUCGUCAUUCCAAAGGAAUUGCAAAGACAGUAACCAAACAACGUGUCGAAUCACAUUAUGAUCUUGAACUUCGCGCAGCAGUUAUGCAUGAUAUAUUAGAUAUGAUGCCUGAAGGUAUCAAAGCUAAUAAAUCAAAGACUAUACUACAACAUUUAAGUGAAGCGUGGAGAUGCUGGAAAGCAAAUGUCCCAUGGCAUAUAAUGGGAAUGCCAAAGCCCAUAGAAAAUAUGAUUUUGAGAUAUGUGAAAAGCAAAGCAGAUUGGUGGACUAGUGUAGCACAUUAUAAUCGGGAAAGAAUUCGAAGAGGAGCUACAGUUGAUAAAACUGUAUGUAAGAAAAAUCUUGGACGUUUAACUCGUUUAUGGUUAAAAGCAGAGCAAGAACGGCAACAUAAUUAUCUUAAGGAUGGACCUUAUAUUACUGCAGAAGAAGCCGUUGCUAUUUAUACUUCUACUGUACAUUGGUUAGAAAGUCGUAAAUUUUCUCCAAUUCCCUUCCCACCUCUUUCUUACAAACACGACACGAAAUUGUUGAUUUUGGCCCUUGAAAGGUUGAAAGAAGCUUAUAGCGUAAAAGGACGUCUUAAUCAAAGUCAACGUGAAGAGUUAGGUUUGAUUGAACAGGCUUAUGAUAAUCCUCACGAAGCACUUAGUCGUAUCAAACGUCUUUUGUUGACCCAACGUGCUUUUAAAGAAGUCGGAAUUGAAUUCAUGGAUCUUUAUAGUCAUUUAAUUCCAGUAUUUGAUGUUGAACCUCUUGAAAAAAUUACUGAUGCUUAUCUUGAUCAAUAUCUUUGGUACGAAGGAACCAAGAGAAAUUUAUUCCCAGCUUGGAUCAAACCAUCUGACACAGAACCUCCUCCAUUACUUGUUUAUAAAUUCUGUCAAGGUAUCAAUAAUUUAACAGAUGUUUGGGAAACUUCAAAUGGUGAAAUCAAUGUUAUGUUGGAAACUCAGUUUAGCAAGGUUUAUGAAAAGAUCGAUUUGACUUUGUUGAAUCGACUCUUGAGAUUGAUUUUGGAUCAUAAUCUUGCGGAUUACAUGACAGCUAAAAAUAACGUGGUCCUCAAUUAUAAGGAUAUGAAUCACGUGAAUGCAUAUGGUCUUAUUCGUGGGUUACAAUUUGCUAGUUUUAUAUUCCAAUAUUAUGGUCUCAUUCUCGAUUUGUUGCUUUUGGGUCUUCAAAGAGCAUCUGAAAUGGCUGGUCCUCCACAAUGUCCUAACGAAUUCUUACAAUACCGUGAUGUAGUUACAGAAACAAGACACCCAAUUAGACUAUACUGUAGAUACAUCGACAAAGUUUAUAUAUUUUUCCGUUUCAAUGCCGAAGAAGCCAGAGAUCUUAUUCAACGCUACCUUACAGAACAUCCAGAUCCUAACUCAGAAAAUAUAGUUGGUUACAACAAUAAAAAGUGUUGGCCACGGGAUUGUCGCAUGAGAUUAUUUAAGAGUGACGUUAACGCUGGAAGGGCUGUAUUCUGGGAUAUAAAAAACAGAUUACCGCGUUCGCUUACCACAAUUGAAUGGGAAGAUACAUUUGUUAGCGUAUAUUCAAAAGAUAAUCCAAAUGUAUUAUUCUCUAUGUGCGGAUUUGAAGAAAGGACAGCACAAGCUUUCCUUCGAGUUGAUGAAGAAUCUAUGAACAAAUUUCAUAAUCGGGUUAGACAAAUUUUGAUGGCCAGUGGAAGCACAACAUUCAGCAAAAUCAGUAACAAAUGGAACACUUGUUUGAUAGGUUUGAUGUCUUAUUUCAGAGAAGCCGUUGUUCAUACACGUGAACUGUUAGACAUUAUUGUAAAAGCGGAGAACAAAAUACAGACUAGAAUUAAGAUAGGGUUGAACUCUAAAAUGCCCUCAAGAUUUCCUCCUGUAGUGUUUUAUUGCCCAAAGGAAAUUGGUGGUUUAGGAAUGCUUUCUAUGGGACAUGUUCUCAUACCUCAAAGCGAUCUCAGAUGGAGUAAACAAACAGAGACAGGCAUAACUCAUUUCCGAUCCGGAAUGAGCCAUGAAGAAGAUCAAUUAAUACCUAAUCUUUUCAGAUAUCUUCAACCUUGGGAAUCGGAAUUUAUUGACUCACAACGUGUUUGGGCUGAAUAUGCAUUGAAAAGACAAGAAGCAAAUGCCCAGAACAGGCGUUUGACACUCGAAGAUUUAGAAGAUUCGUGGGAUAGAGGUUUACCACGUAUUAAUACUCUUUUUUCAAAAGAUCGUCAUACCUUAGCGUAUGAUAAAGGUUGGAGGGUUAGAACUGAAUUCAAAAGUUAUCAAAUAUUAAAGAACAAUCCAUUUUGGUGGACACAUUCUAGACAUGAUGGUAAAUUAUGGUGCUUAAACAAUUAUCGAUCUGAUAUGAUUCAAGCUUUAGGUGGUGUUGAAGGAAUAUUAGAGCACACACUUUUUAAAGGUACAUACUUUUCCACAUGGGAAGGUCUCUUCUGGGAAAAAGCUUCUGGAUUCGAAGAAAGUAUGCGAUACAAAAAAUUGACAAAUGCUCAAAGAUCCGGUCUCAACCAAAUUCCUAAUCGUCGAUUUACAUUAUGGUGGUCUCCUACAAUUAAUCGAGCUAACGUGUAUGUUGGUUUUCAAGUCCAAUUAGAUCUUACAGGUAUAUUUAUGCACGGAAAAAUACCAACACUAAAAAUAUCAUUGAUCCAAAUUUUCCGAGCUCAUUUAUGGCAAAAAAUACAUGAGAGUGUUAUUAUGGAUUUAUGUCAAGUUUUUGAUUCUGAACUUGAGAGCUUGCAAAUUGAGACAGUACAAAAAGAAUCCAUUCAUCCUAGAAAAUCUUACAAAAUGAAUUCCUCAUGUGCCGACAUUUUAUUAUUUGCUUCUUACAAAUGGAACGUCUCAAAACCUUCUCUAUUAAAUGAUAAUAAAGAUGUAAUGGAUGGCACAACAACAUCACGAUGGUUUGUUGAUUGCCAAUUAAGAUGGGGAGAUUUCGACUCUCAUGACAUAGAGAGAUAUACUAGAGCCAAAUUCUUAGAUUAUUCCACAGAUAAUAUGAGUAUUUAUCCUUCACCUUUUGGUAUAAUGAUAGGAAUUGAUCUUGCGUAUAAUUUACAUAGUGCUUAUGGUCACUGGAUUCCUGGAAUGAAACCAUUAAUUCAAUCAGCAAUGGCGAAAAUAAUGAAAGCCAAUCCAGCUUUAUACGUUUUACGGGAACGUAUACGAAAAGGUUUACAAUUAUAUAGUUCAGAACCUACUGAACCAUAUUUAUCAUCACAGAAUUAUUCAGAAUUAUUUUCAAAUCAAAUUAUUUGGUUUGUAGAUGAUACAAACGUAUAUCGUGUAACUAUUCAUAAAACUUUUGAAGGUAACUUGACAACUAAACCGAUUAAUGGAGCUAUUUUCAUUUUCAAUCCAAGAACGGGACAAUUAUUCUUAAAGAUUAUUCAUACUUCUGUGUGGGCUGGACAAAAACGUUUGGGACAAUUGGCAAAAUGGAAAACCGCCGAAGAAGUGGCAGCUUUGAUUCGUUCAUUGCCAAUCGAAGAACAACCUAAACAAAUUAUUGUUACUCGAAAGGGAAUGUUGGAUCCUUUAGAAGUGCAUUUAUUAGAUUUCCCUAACAUUGUCAUUAAAGGAAGUGAAUUACAAUUACCAUUCCAAGCUUGUUUGAAAUUAGAAAAGUUUGGCGACUUAAUUCUUAGAGCAACGGAACCUCAAAUGACAUUGUUCAAUUUAUAUGAUGAUUGGCUCAAAACAAUUUCAUCAUAUACGGCAUUUUCACGUCUUAUACUUAUUCUUCGUGCACUUCACGUGAACACCGACAAAACAAAGAUAAUUUUAAGACCAGAUAAAACGACUAUAACUGAGCCUCAUCAUAUUUGGCCAACUUUGAGUGAUGAAGAAUGGAUUAAAGUUGAAGUUGCACUUAAAGAUUUAAUCUUGGCUGAUUAUGGUAAAAAGAAUAAUGUCAAUGUUGCAUCACUUACUCAAUCAGAAAUUCGAGACAUUAUUUUGGGAAUGGAAAUUUCUGCACCAUCUCUUCAACGACAACAAAUUGCAGAAAUUGAGAAACAAACGAAAGAACAAAGUCAACUUACGGCCGUAACGACUAAAACUCAAAACGUACAUGGUGAUGAAAUGUUGGUAGUAACUACAAGUAAUUAUGAGACAGCAACAUUUGCAUCAAAAACCGAAUGGCGUGUACGAGCAAUUUCAUCAACAAACUUACACCUUCGUACCAAUCAUAUAUAUGUAAAUGCUGAAGAUAUUAGAGAUACUGGAUAUACAUAUGUUCUUCCAAAGAAUUUAUUAAAACGAUUUAUUCAAAUUGCUGAUUUGAGGACACAAAUUGCAGCAUAUAUGUACGGUAUAUCUCCUCGUGAUAAUACGCAGGUUAAAGAAAUUAGAGCAUUAGUAAUUGUUCCUCAAUAUGGCACACAUCAAUCAGUACAUUUACCAAAUAUGAUGCCAGAACAUGAAUAUAUUAAAGAUUUUGAACCACUUGGUCUAAUUGUUACACAACCAUUUGAAACAGCUCAAUUAUCGCCCUCUAUAUUAUGCCUUCAUGCCAAGAUUGUAGCAGAGAAUAAAAAUUGGGAUGGAGAUAAAACAGUUACAAUGACUGUAAGUUUCACUCCAGGAUCAUGUUCUCUGACAUCAUAUAAACUUAAUCCAGCAGGAUUUGAAUGGGCACGUAAUAAUAAGGAUACAUCAGUCAAUCCGCCAGGUUAUCUUCCGACAUUCUCUGAUAGAGUUCAAAUGUUAUUAUCAGAUCGAUUUAUGGGAUUCUUUAUGGUUCCCGAAAAUGAUAUUUGGAAUUAUUCAUUUAUGGGUCCAUCUCACAGUGCUAAUAUGAAAUAUAAUAUAAAAUUAGAUGUUCCCAAAGAAUUUUAUCAUGAAUUACAUAGACCUCAACACUUCCUUAAUUUCUCUUCAAUGGAGGAAGAUAUUGAAGCUGAUCGUGAAGAUGCAUUUGCAUAA
Diversispora eburnea is the source of this 6762-nucleotide messenger RNA. Lineage: Eukaryota; Fungi; Glomeromycota; Glomeromycetes; Diversisporales; Diversisporaceae. The record is from the annotation of a GenBank genome assembly.